UUCUGAUCAAAGCCAUCAAGGAGAAAGCGCUCCUCUCCUCGGACCUGUGCCACAUUUUGAAAGAUAUCCAUGCUUACCUCUUAGCUCGAAGAUCUUUUUGUAAUCCUCUGUUUAGAAUGGAUGGAGGAAGUGCCUCCUGACAUUGUGGAUGUUUUCAACCAUGAUCUUCUUGAUCUUAUUCAUGAAUAAAUUUCGGCCUUCAUUUGUGGGCCGGUUUCUCAAAAAAACAAAAAGGUAGACAGACACACAGUACAACUUUGUUUUACCUUCCCUCCUCCUCAUGGGUUUUGAACAGUUUUUGCUUCUUUGGCACUCUGAAUUCUUAAACAGACGCGUACGGCCAAAACCAAAAUGCUCCCAUUAAUCACGCAUGAAGAAUCUCUCAACGAUUUCCUUGUCCCAUAAAACCCAAUAAACAAACAUAGAUAUAGAGCAACAAAUUAAAGUUGAGACAUCAAAGUUGGUACAGUUGCACUUGCACCCAAAGUCAAUGCACCGACUCUUCUCUUGUCCUGCCCUGUGGAUCUAAAGUCUCUCCAACCUCACUUCCAGGAGCUCUGAAGUCAGGAAGAUAUGCAUGUAUUCUUUUCUUUAGAUGCUAAAGCAGAAGACUUUGGGUUAAUCAAUGUUUGGGGAAAAACAGUCUAAGAAUUCAGACAACCUUGCAAAUGAUUGGUUAGAAUACAUCAGACGAAUGCUGCAGAAUAUGCCUCAAGAUGGUCUAAGAUCAGUUGUUUAUAGAUCAUUUGUCACAUGUGAUGAUUCAAAAGGAGUUGUGAAUUGUAAGACAAUAAAAAAAUCAAGGACUGGUUCUCAGCAAAUGGACCACAAGAACGAAAGCCAAAGGACACGAAAGAACUCAAAUACGGCUAUGGCAUACUACAUGGAGAGAGAGGACAUGGUCUCAAAAGGGUUUACAGAAGAAGUUCAUAGUCCAUCUUCUUUUCAAGUCAUGGAAGUCUCUAGAGGAGCCCAGAAGCUGAACCAGAUGAUUGACUCAUGGUCUAAAGGAGUGAUAUUUGAUGGGCAGUCUAAAGAUAUUGCACAAGAUUUGUUGAAAGGUGCUCUUGAUCUCCAAGAAUCUCUAGUCAUGCUAGGAAAGUCUCAAGAAGCUUCAUUGUAUAUGUCUCAGGUAAGAAAGAAGCCGCAUGAGAAGUCAGAAAGCAGAAGAAUUGAUGAAAUGGAGAUUAGGAGAACAAAUUCUAGUCCAAUUGGGGAUCAAAAUUGCUCAAUGGGAUUUCAAAAGCCUAGAAUUUCUACUGAUGGCUCUUCAAGGAAUCAGAUUGAAGAGCUUAAGAAAGUGAUCAGAGACAGCCUUGCUAAGCAGAAUCUAUUGCCAAACCUAACCACUCAAGAAACAGGAUAUCUUCAUCAAAGAGAUUUGAGCUCAGCUUCAGAAAUUCCUUCCACAAGCUCAAACCAGUCUUUGAAUGUUGAUGCAUAUGAUUUUGAUUCUCCUGACUCCUCUCUUUCAUCAAAAGCUCCACAGAAGAAGGAGAAAAAAGGCCCAAAUUUGAUUGCCAAGCUAAUGGGUCUAGAAGACCUCCCUUCAAAAACAUCACAGAACACUCUACAGAAACAUUUAGAGAGGGAGAGAAUUUCAAACCAGAGAAGACCUAUCUUUGACAUUGAUAUGCCAAAGGGAAGGAAGCCCCAAUCUAUAGCACAGAGGGUGAAUCCAGAGCGGAAGACAUUGAAGGAAAUACUUGAUACCCUGCAAUUCAAAGGACUUCUGAGAAGCAACUCUAUCGAAGAGCUUAAGCCUCAGUCUGAUCAUUCCAACAAUUCCCAUUCCAAACAAAGGGUGAUUGAUGAGAUACCACCCAUUGUUCUUAUUAAACCUUUUCGUGUCCCACGCCUGGUGGACCAGCUUCACACAGCAGUGCUUCGGGAAGAGAAAUCUUUCAACACAAAAAAGAUGCUGAGAAAAUUGACAAUAAAAAGAGAGCUUUCUUUCAACACUCACAAAGAAGGGGCUUUGAGUUCCAAGAAAAUGCAUUGCAAAAUGGAAGUAGAAGAAGAAGAGACUCCUAUUAAAACACUUAGCAUAGAAGAAGUUACUAGGGAACAUAAAGAAGUAGUUAGGAAACCAGAAGGAAAAGAAAUCAAGCCUAAAGAAAAGGUUUCACAUAAGCUAAAAGCUUCUGUUCCUGUAGAUCACAGACUGCAGACAAAAGAGGCAAUUGUCAAGAAACUGAAAGCAGAUCGAUUUCAAAAUAAUGCUUCUGCUAGCAGGAAACCGCUGAAGAUGGAGAACAAGAAAGGUAAAAUUGUCUCGAGAUGUAAAGAUCAAGCUACAGUGACCUCUACAAAGCCAAGAAAGUCUGGAAAUGUAUCAAACAGUUGUUUAGUAAACAACCAGAUUUCCCGAAAACCAAGUACCACCCAAAACACCAGCUCAAAACAUGCAACAAAAACUAUAAGUUCCUCUGAUCAGAAAAAGAAUCAGAUGAAGAAGAAGAAGCCAGUCAGGGAGCUUACAGCAAUCAAAUCAAUCGAAAACUUUGGAUCCAAAGAAGAUGACAUGAGCAUCAAUUUUAAAAGUGAAAUUUGCUCUCCACUGAUAAGAAUUGACACUACUCUUGCGGAUCAAUUCCCUGUAGAUGAGGAAAAGGAUGCCUCUGAAUCUAAUAUUGGAGAGCAUUGCAGUAAUAGCCAGAGUUCUCUUUCUGAUGUCACACCAGUGAGUCCCAAGCAUGAAAUGGAUGAGAAAACUGUGGAAGAAGCUUACGAUUACAUCCUUCAUAGUAGAAAAGAUAUCAAAAGCUUUAAAUCUGGAAAUAAUCUUAAACAUUUUCUCUUGAGCAGUCCAUCAUUCCUUACUCAUGCAGAGGAGCUUUUUGAUCUCGAUGUGUGUACUCCAACAAUUUUACUAACAUCUUGCACCAGUGAUUUCAUAGAAGCCAAUGUGAGGCUCUCUUUAGAAUGUGCAAAUGAACUAAUUGAACGUAAAAGCCUUCGAGGUUCACAAACAGUCCAUCCUUUGUUACUUACACAUGAGGGCAAUUUGAGAGUAUGCACCUCAGUGGACAAGUUAUUGGAGGAAGUUUGUAGUGUUGUUGAAAGUCUUAGAAGAUAUAGCAAGUUUGGUGGUGAGCUUCUUCCUCAAGAUAGUCUUUAUUCAAUGUUAGAGAGAGAUAUAAGCUGCAAUGGAAUUGAAAAUGGAAUCUGGGAUUUUAGUUGGAGGUAUGAAUUUUCUGCAGAUGAUGCUGAGCAAGUGGCAACUGAGAUAGAGAAGCUAGUUUUCUGUGAGUUGAUUGAGGAGGUCCUCACAUAAAGGCUUCAGCAUAUUAUCCAUGUUUGUCUGGAUACAUUAGUUUGAGAGAUUCUUCGCUCAGCACCAGUUCUUCAGUGGAUCUCAAACCAGAUUCUUGCUCUGUUUCCAGGUUCUUCGUGCUUCCAGAUUCUUCGCUCAGCACCAGCAUAAAUCGAGUUUAUAGAACUCGAGUUACAAAUCGAGUUUUAGAAACUCGAGUUACAUAUCGAGUUUCUAAAACUCGAGACGCUACUUUACAAAAUCCUUUCAACCGUUUGUCAACUAAUUAUAUUGUUUCCCCUCAGCAUGCUAGGCUGCAAAUAUCCCCUCAAGAUUUGAUAUGGAUCAUUAUGCUUUUAUGUGGAGAACACUUUCUCAGUUUCUGAAUGA
Molecule: messenger RNA, 3646 nt
Organism: Quercus robur (English oak)
Lineage: Eukaryota; Viridiplantae; Streptophyta; Magnoliopsida; Fagales; Fagaceae
Exons: 8
Coding region: 626-3277 (883 amino acids)
Source: RefSeq, a predicted model, not a curated record